Molecule: messenger RNA, 819 nt
Organism: Paralichthys olivaceus (Japanese flounder)
Lineage: Eukaryota; Metazoa; Chordata; Actinopteri; Pleuronectiformes; Paralichthyidae
Source: RefSeq, a predicted model, not a curated record
UGUGAAAUCUGCCUCUCGUGUGUUCGAACAGCUCAGAGGGAGAAAUAAACUCUGACACCUUCACCGUGGAUUCCAGGAUUUCAGAGGGAUUUCUGGACAGGACUCUGGAUUAAAUGCUGUUUUCUGGGACAGUUCUCCUGCAGGUGGUUUUGGACAUGGUGGACCUGACCAGAGAACAGAACUUCGUCCUCCUCUUCCUCUGGAGCUAACUGCGUGGUCAUGAGCCCGAGGAGGACCGUGAGUCUGCUGCAGAUGUUGCUCGUGGUCCUGCUGGAUGGGGUUUGGACGCUGUCGGCUCCCGACGCAGUCUCCAUGGACUCUACAGAAAUGAGACACACUCUGAGGUGGCGCCCCCUGCAGGCUUCAUGCAACACUUCCAUUCUCUACUCGGUCCAGUUCCAGGGGGAGUUUGAGCUGACGGAGCUGAACGGCAGCUGGGUGGACGCUCCUGAAUGCCAGCUGAUUCAGCACACACACUGCGACCUGACCCUUGACCUGGGCAGCGACUCCGACUACAACGUCCACGUCAGAGCGCAGUGCGGGUCGCAGCCCUCAGCCUGGGCGGAGCUCCACCGACCCUUCAACCGCAGAGACACCGUCCUCAUGGUCCCAGAGAUGAAGGUGUCGGCAGCGGUCCAGGGUCUUCACGUGGUUUUUGAGAAGCUUCCGCUCACUGCCGUUGUCAUGGUGACGGUGUGGAAAACAGGCGAUGAGCGGCAGGCUAAACUCUACUCAGUGUCAGCUGAGCAGGCAGAGCUGGAGGUCAACGCCCUGGAGGAGGGAGCGAGGUACUGCGUCACAGCACAGACCGUCCUGGGA